Messenger RNA from Lasiosphaeria miniovina, 1982 nucleotides. Its product is annotated as serine carboxypeptidase S28-domain-containing protein. The record is from RefSeq and is a predicted model, not a curated record. The transcript has 2 exons. NCBI's taxonomy places the organism in Eukaryota, Fungi, Ascomycota, Sordariomycetes, Sordariales, Lasiosphaeriaceae. Gene Ontology annotation, molecular function: serine-type exopeptidase activity; dipeptidyl-peptidase activity. Gene Ontology annotation, biological process: proteolysis. Bases 137 to 1936 code for a protein of 599 amino acids.
GCGUCACGGCGCGAGAUAAAUACUGCAGCGCCAUGAUGUGCAGCUCACCGCGUUCCCGGGAGGUCUUGGCCUGCCGCUGCUGUUUCUCUCGCGCGCGCGCCUCGUUUAGUCCCGUCUCAGCCCUCACACUCCCACCAUGAAGUCGUUCGUGAGCGCCGCUCUCGCGGCCGCGCAGCUGCUGCUUGCUGGCCCCGUGUCGGCCGGCGCCCUCAACCGCGGCCAUGGCAUGAUGGAGAUCGGGCCCAUCGACACGGUCGUCGAGACGCACAGCAAGCGCGCCGAGCAGGCAGGGCUCAACGGCUGGGGCACCUUUGACCAGCUGAUCGACCACGCGAACCCGAAGCUGGGCACCUUCAAGCAGCGGUACUGGUACGGCGCCCAGUACUGGAAGGGUCCCGGAUCGCCCAUCAUCCUCGUCAACCCGGGCGAGCAGGCCGCCGACGGCUUCAACCGCACAUACACCACGGCCGCUCGGCUGCCCGGCCUCUUCGCGCAGGAGACGGGCGGCGCGGUGGUCGUCAUGGAGCACCGCUACUGGGGCGAGUCGUCUCCGUACCCCGAGUUGACGAUCCAAAACCUCAAGUACCUCACGCUGUGGAACUCGCUCAAGGAUAUCUCGUACUUCGCCAACAACUUCGUGCCCCCCUUCGACCCGAGCGGCGGCAGCUCGCCCAAGAACGCCCCGUGGGUCUUCUCUGGCGGCUCGUACUCGGGCGCGCUGGCCGGGUGGUCUGCGGCGCUCGACCCGGGCACCAUCUGGGCCUACCACGGCACCAGCGGCGUCGUCGAAGCGAUCGGAGACUUUUGGCAGUACUUUGUGCCCGUGCAGGAGGCGACGCCCCAGAACUGCAGCCGCGAUCUCUCGGCCACCAUCGACAGCAUUGACCUCGUGCUGAAGCUCGGCACUCCCAAGCAGAAGCACGACCUCAAGCAGAAGUUCCUGUUGACCGAUCUGACCGAUGCCGACUUUGCUUCCGCGCUAGAGUACGGCCCCUGGUCGUGGCAGUCGUCGCAAUUCUACUCGACCACCACGCAGGGCUUCAACCCCUACUACCAGUUCUGCGACUACAUCGAGAACGUGUGGCCCAACUCGACGAACCCCGUUCCCGGCGCCAAGGGCGUUGGCGUCGCGAAGGCGCUCGAGGGAUACGCCAAGUGGUUCAAGGAGGUCGAGCUGCCCGGAAGUAGGUCGUCCCUCCGACGCGCACUCUCUGAACUGCGAAAUGCUGACGCGACUGUUUUUGCUCUGUACAGCUUGCGAGGCUGGCGGGUAUGCCGAGUGGCAGGGCACUUACAACACGGGCUGCUAUCAGAACCAGAACGCGUCCAACCCCGCCUACCACGACUUGACUGUCGGCAACUAUUUCAACCGCCAGUGGAACUGGCUGCUUUGCAACGAGCCGUACGUGCUUCACAAAUUCGCCCCCUAGACUCGGAGGCUAACCACUCUCUCCGCAGCUUUGAGUACUGGCAAGACGGAGCGCCGGUAGGGCGGCCGACGAUUGUGUCGAGGCUCGUGACAGCCGACUACUGGCGGCAGCAAUGCAACCUAUGGUUCCCACGCAGCCAGGGCGGCGGGGGCGUGGGUAUCGCGCAGGGCAAGCGGGCCAACGACGUGAACAGGUGGACGGGCGGGUGGUCGGCGACCAAGACGAAGCGGCUGAUGUACGCCAACGGCGGGCUCGACCCGUGGCGCGACUCGACCGUGUCGAGCAUCUUCCGCCCCGGCGGCCCGCUCAAGAGCACCGAGCAGCUGCCCGUGCGCGUCAUCGCCGGCGGCAUGCACUGCUCUGAUUUGUACGGGCCCAACUGGGGCGUCAACCCCGGCGUCCAGCAGAUCGUCAACGACGAGGUUGCUAAUAUCAAGACGUGGAUUGCUGAGUUUUAUGAGCUGAAUAAUAAGUCGGAGAGGAGCGAGCCGCGACCGAGACUUUAGGCAGGGGUGUAAGUAGACAGUAGAGUAAUGCCAUCCAUUGGGGGGG